Messenger RNA from Leptosia nina, 249 nucleotides. NCBI's taxonomy places the organism in Eukaryota, Metazoa, Arthropoda, Insecta, Lepidoptera, Pieridae. The record is from the annotation of a GenBank genome assembly.
AUGGAUGAGUCCGGCAUCGAUAUGGGAUACGAUCUCGCAUCCCUUCUCACGAAUGAUUUUAAUAUUGACCAGAAGAUCUUAGAAGAAAUGACUACCGGUCAGCCUCAACAGGAUUUCAUGUUCUACGAGCUGAAAUCGAAAGCCGUCCCAGUAACUGAAAGUAAGAGUUUAGUACGACAAGCGCAGAAGUCAGACUACUUGUCCACAAUGAUGAGAAAAUCGGAGACAAAUUUCUACCCUGUACAAUGA